AUGUCUAAUAGAUUUGAUUCGAACAGCAAGUUCCAUAAUUCCCAUCCUAAUUCCUUUGAGGAGGAAGCAGGCCCAAAUGGAAAGAAAUACAUUAACGAAGACUAUGAGAGGUCGUUGGGGAAAGAACUAGAAGGCAUUAAAAACUACGAUACAUCCAUUGUAGAAGACAAUUCCGAAUUUAAAGACUUUCCACCUCUACCAGAGAGAGAACUAUACGUGGUAAUGUAUCUGGGACCAAAUGAUAAAGAAUUUCCUCAUAACUGGAAGCUCAUUAGGAAGCUUUUUGACAGCAGUGCCUUUGCAUGUUCAAUGCUUGCUUUGGUUAUGGGAUCGGCAAUGUUUGCUCAAGGUAGUGAGGGAAUAAUGAUGGAGUUUCAUGUGGGCUACACUGUGGCUACACUAACCACAUCUUUAUUUAUUGCAGGCUUCGCUUCUGGUCCCAUUAUUUGGGGACCACUUUCUGAGUUGUAUGGAAGGAAACCGAUUCUUAUAAUAUCAACCUUUGGAUAUAUUUGUUUUGGCUUUGCUGUGGGAGCAGCGGAGGACAUACAAACAGUAAUAUUGUGCCGGUUUUUUGGGGGAUUCAUUGGCGCAGCUCCGUUGACAGUAUCUAUAGCAGCUAUGGCUGACAUAUUUGAUGCAAAAGCAAGAGGGAAAGCUACCACGAUUUUUGCCAUGGUCUUGUUUGGAAGUCCCAUGUUUGCCCCAGUUCUUGGGGGUUUUACUGCGAAAAACAGUUCCCUAGGAUGGAGGUGGACUUCUUAUUUUCCCACCUUAGUGGCUUGCUUGGCAUUAGUCCUUUUAAUUUUCUCGGAUGAAAGUCAUCACGGUAUUAUUUUGAUUCAGAAAGCCAAAUUUCUAAGGAAAAAGACAGGUGUUUGGGGGAUCUAUGCUCCUCAUGAGUUAAUAUCCUUGACUUUAAGAGAUAUCAUCCACAAGAGCAUAUUUAAGCCCAUCAGAAUGUUGUUCACAGAACCAAUCUUGCUUUUAAUAUCAGUAUACUCUGCGUUCAUCUACGGGAUGUUAUAUUUAUUCUUGACUGCUGUGCACAUAAUAUUCAUUGAUAGUUAUGGGUUUUCAGAGGGGGGCGGUCAAUUGCCCUAUAUUUCUAUGCUUUUUGGGAUGCUUGCUGGGGGUUUGUUAAAUAUCUACAUGGAUAAAAGAUAUCUCAAAGCAAUGAAGAUAAACAACGGUAAACCUGUUCCUGAAGAAAGAUUACCCCCCGUUAUGGUAGGCUCGGUGUGCUUUACCGUUGGCUUAUUCUGGUUAGGGUGGGCAGGAGGAUUUGGCAACAGGGUGCAUUGGAUAGUACCCACUAUUGGAAUGGCCCCACUCGGAGCAGGGGUUAUCCUUAUUUUAAAACCAUGCAUCGGUUAUAUCAUAGAAUGUUAUUUGCCGUCUGCUGCUUCGGCUCUUGCUGCUAAUACAUUUUUGAGAUCAGCAUUUGGAGCAGCAUUUCCGUUAUUUGCUCGCCAAAUGUUUGUCAAUAUGCAAAUAAAGUGGGCCAGUACCUUAGCAGGAUUUAUUGCUGCAAUAUUGAUACCCGUGCCAUUUUUGUUCUACAAAUAUGGAAGAAUAAUCAGAGAAAAAUCAGAAAAUGCUUUUCAUUGA
Messenger RNA from Priceomyces carsonii, 1611 nucleotides. Its product is annotated as MFS transporter. Gene Ontology annotation, cellular component: plasma membrane. Gene Ontology annotation, biological process: transmembrane transport. Bases 1 to 1611 code for a protein of 536 amino acids. The transcript has a single exon. Gene Ontology annotation, molecular function: transmembrane transporter activity. NCBI's taxonomy places the organism in Eukaryota, Fungi, Ascomycota, Pichiomycetes, Serinales, Debaryomycetaceae. The record is from RefSeq and is a predicted model, not a curated record.